UUAAGUUCCGUCUGUCAGUGAGCUGGAGUGAGUUUGACACGGUCGUGACUUUGUUCUGCGGCCUCUGUGAAGAGUUCAACAGCUGAAGCGGACAGACGACAGACCUGAAGACAACAGGUGUGAGUUCAGGAUGGACAUGAAGCAGUGUUGUGUGAAGCUGUCGGUGCAACCGUCCAGAGGACUCAUGGAUGAGAAGUUUAUCAUCCUGGUUCAGAACGCUCCACCUGGUUUCCAGCUGACUGUUCACGCCCUCCACAAGUGUGAAGAUGGACACAGCUGGGAGGCGUUUGGUCACUAUACUGCCAACGCCACAGGGACUGUGAAUGUCUCAGAGGAUCCCAGUCUGGGUGGGACAUAUUCUGGGGUUGAACCGAUGGGUCUACUGUGGAGCCUCAGACCAGUUCCAGGCAGCAAACCUGGACUCAGGAUGAGGAAGAUGAAUGUUCAGACUCCCAUGGAGGUCACAAUCUCGGUGUACCAGGGUCACCGGACUGAGGGCUUUGUGGAUCAGGUACCGCUGGCUGGUGUGGUGGCGGAGCGCUGGUAUAUGGCGCCCGGUGUCCGCAGGGUCCCGAUCACAGAGGGUGGACUCACUGCGACCCUCUUCCUGCCCUCAGGACCAGGGCCUUUUCCCGGCCUCUUGGAUCUGUGGGGGGGUGGAGGGAAGUUGGUGGAGUACCGGUCAGCGCUGCUGGCCUCCCACGGCAUCGCCUCUCUGGCCCUUGACUACCUGACACCCAAAAUCACCAUGGAAACUGGGAAGAUGGUGGACAACCAGUAUUUUGAGACGGCCUAUAGAGUCCUCCAGCAGCAUCCUCAGGUCCUCGGCAGCAGGAUCGCCAUGAUGGGUCUUUCCCUUGGCACAAGUGUCACCCUCAAAAUGGCUGUGUACUCCCAAGUUAUGAAGCUCAGUUGUGCGGUGUGUAUUAGUGGGAGUCACGUGCAGCCAAUUGACGGAUCUUUGGAACAAAUACUGGGUUGUUUUAACGAAAAUGCUUCGAAGACUCGCUUCAAUGAGGAGAACCAGGUGAUCUGGCGAGAUCUGCUGCUCCCCAUCCCCACCGACCCCACACUCAAAGUAGACGUGGGGCGACUCCAGUGUCCUCUGUUGCUGGUUGUAGGUGAGGACGAUCAGAACUGGCCCACCUACGAGUCUGCAAUGGACAUGAAGGAAAUGAUGGAGCAGGCAGGGAAUAGCCACUUGCUGACUGUCCUGUCAUAUCCGAACGCCGGCCAUUUGAUUGAACCUCCGUACAUGCCACUCUCCCGAGCAAGCACCUUCAGAUCAGUUGGCUUACAUAAGAGUGUGAUGGCUCUGUGGGGCGGAGAGACUGUGGCACAUUCUCGUGCACAGGAAGACGCCUGGAGGAAGACGCUGGUGUUUCUGAGGGAGAAUCUGUACGGUGGCAGGAACCCUGUCGCAACUUUAUUUUCCAAUCUGUAAUCAAGGCAUAAACUUAUGAUUAAAUGAAAAAAGUCCUAGUCAUUUCCCCCAUAGACAAUGUUACAUGAGCACUUAGUAUAGAUUGAAAGAUUGUGAUAUUUUCCUGGUUGAAUCAUCAGUAGAAAAGACCAACCUGCAUCCACAUGUACACUAAUCUGCCCAACUGAAAUGGGUAUGAAAAAGUUUUUAAAUAAAAUUAAGUUUUCAGAAGUGAUUUAAAAAGA
This is a messenger RNA of Dicentrarchus labrax (European seabass), 1668 nucleotides long. RefSeq names its product peroxisomal succinyl-coenzyme A thioesterase-like. Gene Ontology annotation, molecular function: fatty acyl-CoA hydrolase activity. Gene Ontology annotation, biological process: acyl-CoA metabolic process; fatty acid metabolic process. The coding region runs from base 131 to 1444 and encodes 437 amino acids. The transcript has 11 exons. The record is from RefSeq and is a predicted model, not a curated record. NCBI's taxonomy places the organism in Eukaryota, Metazoa, Chordata, Actinopteri, Moronidae.